Messenger RNA from Hansenula ciferrii, 1806 nucleotides. RefSeq names its product Sgo1p (gene SGO1). Gene Ontology annotation, cellular component: chromosome, centromeric region; nucleus. Gene Ontology annotation, biological process: meiotic chromosome segregation. The transcript has a single exon. Bases 1 to 1806 code for a protein of 601 amino acids. Lineage: Eukaryota; Fungi; Ascomycota; Saccharomycetes; Phaffomycetales; Wickerhamomycetaceae. The record is from RefSeq and is a predicted model, not a curated record.
AUGUCACAUUCAAUAAACAGAUUUAACAAUUCCCCUUCAAGAAACUUACGAUUCAAUACAUUACCUCAAUCAUCUAAUUCAUCAGAUCAAUUUAAAACAAAAAUUCUAUCACAAAACAAAGCUUUAGCUAAGAAAAAUUCCACUUUAAUGACAAAAGUUGCAGAUUUAGAGAUUAAAAUCUCAGAGCUUAUACAACAAAAUAUUGAACUAAGAGCUAUCAAUGCUAAAAGUGAAGAUGAAAAAAGAAGAUGGCUUGAAGAUAAAUUAAAUAUUAUAGAAAAUGGUGUUAGUCAAAGAUUUGAAGAAAUGUUUCAAAUGUUUUCCACUAUAAGAAAUAAUGAAGGUUUAUCAACAUCUUCAAUUAAUUUACAAAAUUUGAUACAAAAUGUUUCAUCAUCACAAGAUAAUUCAUUAGAAAAAACAGUUUCAUUUAAUGAUGUUAAAAGUCCUUCCAAGAGUUAUAUUUCUGAUAGAAGACGUAAAAGUUCAAGAAGACAAUCCAUCUAUAUCCCACCACCACAAUCACCAGAGGAAGAACAAGCAGAAGAAGUUCAAAAAGAAACUAAUAUUGAAGAACUGGAACGUAAUGAAUUACCAAGUAAUUAUGAUUCAAUAAAUCCAUUCAAUGAAAAUUAUCAUGAUUAUUCACAAGCUUUAAAUUUCCAAGACCAAAUGUUAGAUGAAGGUUUUAUUCCAGAGGAAACAGAAAUAGAUAAUGAACAACAACAAGAACAACAACAAGAACAACAAUUUGAAAAAAGUUUUGAACAAUUUGAUCAACAAGAAUCUCAACAAGAAAUACAACCACAGCAUUCAAAAACACAAUCUGAAUUUGAACAAGCAGCCAUUCUGUCUCCAAUCAAAUUCUCAUCACCAAGAAAACCUGAAUCAAAUCCAAGAUUUUCUGUAUAUGUUGAACCAGAUAAUACAUUGAAGGUAACAACUGAAGAAGAAUCACAAGCCAAAAUACAUAGUUUAACAAGUGGAUCAGUUAACACACAACAUACUGUUACAAGCAAAUCAAACUCUAUACUUGACGAUAAUGAAAUACAAUGGAUUGAUUUAGAUGAAAGUAAAGAUAAAGCAGAUGAUUUAAUUCUUCAAGAUACUGGUAAAAUAAAACAUACAAAAUCUAAAAAGCAAAAAUCAAAAUCUUCAAAAGAUGAAAGUAUGCCAAUUCAAAUUUCUUCAGAAUUAUCAACAAGAAAAUCAAGAACAAGAGGUAAAUCUGUUAACUAUGCCGAACCUUCAUUAAGAAAGAAAAUGAGACGUGAAUCUGAACAAUUAACAGAUGCUGUUGCGGAAGCUGGUGAAGAUUAUAUCAAGUCUGAACCAAAUUCAAGACCUACAUCCUCUAAAAUACCAAGUGUUGAUGAACAUUUAUUAAAAGCUUCAAGAGAAUCACCAAUAAAAUCUACACACAUGGAAACUGAGAUUGAGAAUCCAAAACCAGUGGUUGCACAACAAGAAACCAAAAAUCCAAUCGAAGAACUUAAGAAAAGACCUGCUCCUUUAUUAGAACAAGAUAGUAUAAAUGUAACUAAAAGAAGAAAACCAUUAGCUACUUUAAAUUCAAAUAAUAAUCAAAUUCAAAAUAAAUUAUCUAAAAAAGAAAAAGAUAUUAAACCAUCCAAAAAAUUACUGGAUAUUGAUGCUUCUGAAUUAUCAGUUUUUGAUUUAGUUGAUGAAUGUGAAGUUGGUGUUCCAAAGACGUAUAAAGGUACACCAGAUACAAGUGUUAAAAAGACAAGAAGACAAAGUGCAGGUUCUAAUACUGCAAGUAGGCGUUAUAGUUCACUGUUGUGA